This is a messenger RNA of Paramecium pentaurelia, 3875 nucleotides long. The record is from the annotation of a GenBank genome assembly. Lineage: Eukaryota; Ciliophora; Oligohymenophorea; Peniculida; Parameciidae.
AUGUUUAAAUCAGAUAGAUAGAAGUCCGAUAAGGAAAGAAUAUUUACAAUAAAUGCAUCUGGAAAGGCAAAUAAUGAAGUGUUCCCUACAAAUUUCAUUAAGACAUCAAAGUAUAAUAUUGUAACAUUCUUACCUUUAUCUCUUUUGGGUUAAUUUAGAAGAUAUGCAAAUAUUUAUUUUCUGUUUAUUGCCAUAAUUCAAAGUUUCCCUAUUAUAUCACCAUUAAAUCCAAUAUCUGCAAUAGCUCCAUUAGUAUUUGUAUUAGGAUUAUCAAUGAUAAGAGAAGGUAAAUUAUCGUUUGAUAAAAAGCUAUGGAGGAUAUAAGUAGACAUAAAUCUGAUAAUGAAGUAAAUGCUAUGGAGUGUACUAAGAUAAUUAAUAACAAAUAAGUAAAGACAACUUGGGCUGAUGUAAAAGUUGGUGAUUUACUAUAUAUAUCUGAAAAUGAGAUGUUUCCAGCAGAUAUAAUAGUCUUAAGUAGUUAAUUUGAAAGUGGGGUUUGCUAUAUAGAAACAUCUUCAUUAGAUGGAGAAAAGAACCUAAAGCCAAAGUCUGCAAUUAAAGAGACUUAAACAAUAUUUGGGUUUAAUGAAACUUAAUCAUAGAAUUAAAUGAGUUAGAACAACAAUUAAUAAUUCAAAGCCUAAGGAAAUCCUCCAUCCCCAGCUUUGGGUGAUUUUGAAGGUUCAAUUCAUUUUCCAAAUGGAACAAAAAAGUAUAAAAUUUAUUAGUAUCAAGAGUUUUGAAUGGUAAAUAAUUAUUAUUGAGAGGAGCAUUUCUAAGAAAUACAAAAUUUAUAGUAGGUGUAAUAGUUUAUACAGGAGAAGACACAAAAAUAAUGAGAAAUGCAGAACCUUCAAGAAUUAAAUAGAGUACUAUUGAAAGUACAAUGAACAAACUGAUAUUGGGAAUAUUAGGUGUGUAAAUCAUUGCAUGUGCAUUAUCUGCUAUAUUAUCUUCAUGGUGGUUACAUAAAUCAUUUAGUAAACACAUUUAUAUCAUAAUAACAGAAUAAAAUUAUACUUUAUUAUCAGCUAUUGCCUUCUUUUCAUUCUUUUUACUUUACAAUACUAUGAUACCAAUAUCCUUAGUUGUAUCAAUGGAGUUUGUUAAAGUUUUUCAAUGUUAUUUCAUUAAUAAAGAUUAAGACAUGUAUUCUUAAAAAAGAGAUAAAUAUGCUAAAGCAUAAACAUCAACUAUUAAUGAAGAAUUAGGUUAAGUAGAAUAUGUUUUCUCUGAUAAAACUGGAACAUUAACUUGUAAUCAAAUGGAAUUUAAAUAUUGUAUAAUAGGAGAUAUUCUUUAUGGAUAAAAUGAAAAAAUUAAUAAUUUGCCAUCUCCAAAAUAGAAUAAUCAUAAUGUAUAAGAAGAUACUUCUCAAUUCAAACAUUCAGUUUUUAAUUUUCAAGAUAAUACAUUAACUGGAAUCAUUUAAGAUAAACCAGAAUAUUAAAAUCAAUCUGAAUAACCAAGAAAAUUGAUCAUUUAAUCAAAUGAUAAAAAUGCUACAUUAGAAAUAAAGACAUAAAAAGAAUUAGUUCAUGAAUAUCUUAUGUUACUUUCUAGUGCUCAUGAAUGUAUAGCCUAGAAAGGAAAAAACUCUUAAAUAAAUUAUUAGGGACCUUCUCCAGAUGAAAUUACAUUAGUAGAUGCUGCCAUGAAUUUAGGUUAUAGGUUUGAAGGAUAAUCUGCAAAUGAAUAAGAAGUAAGUAAUAUUAUUAUAAACUUAGUUUACAAUUAGAGGUAAAUAAAAGAAAGUUGAACUUCUUUCAUAAUUUGAAUUUGAUUCAAAUAGAAAAAGAAUGAGUGUAAUAAUCAAAGAUAAUGGAAUUUAUAAAUUGUAUAUCAAAGGAGCAGAUAGUAUUAUAAAAGCUAGACUAAAACCAGAUUAACCAUUCUUAGAAUUUAUUUAAAAUAAAUUGUCAGAAUUUAGUACUAUAGGAUUAAGAACUUUAUUAAUGGCAAUGAAAAUAUUAUCAGAAUAAGAGUAUCUUGCUUUUGAAAGACAAAAGGAUGCAUUGGCAUCAUCUGAUAAAAGAGAAUAAGAAAAGGAAGAAUUAGUUAAUAAUUUAGAAAAAGAUUUAUAUUUAUUAGGUGCAACUGCUGUUGAAGAUAAAUUAUAGGAUGAUGUUCCAGAAACUAUUGCAGAUUUAUUAAAAGCAAAUAUUAAAGUAUGGAUGCUUACAGGAGAUAAAUUAGAAACUGCUGAAAAUAUUGCUAAAAGUUGUAGAUUAAUAUAAAAUGAUUUUAUGGUUAUGAAAUACUCAGAAACAGAUCUAAAUAAAUUAAGAGUUUAAUUAUCAGAAAAUAAAUUGACUUAUUAAGCUUGUAUAAAAGAAAAGAAAAAGAAAUCAAUCUUAGUAGAAGGAGAAUCUUUAGUCAUAUUAACUAAUAAUUAAUAAUUAAAGAGAGAAUUCACAAAAAUGGCUAUGGGUUGUGAUAGUGUUGUAUGUUGUAGAGUUACACCAAAACAAAAGGCAGAAGUUGUCCACUUGGUUAAAGAUCUUAAUAAAAUAACAUUAGCUAUAGGAGAUGGUGCUAAUGAUGUCAAUAUGAUACAAGAGGCACAUAUUGGAAUAGGUUUAUAUGGUAAUGAAGGAAUGAGAGCUGUUUAAAGUAGUGAUUAUGCUUUAGGUGAAUUUAGAUUUUUAUGGAAACUUCUAUUAAUACAUGGUAAUUGGUCAUAUAUUAGAAUAUCAGAAAUGAUUCUUUAUUUCUUUUACAAGAAUAUGAUAUUUACUGUCCCUUAAUUUUUGUAUUCUUUUUAUAGUGCCUAUAGUGCUUAAACCUAUUUUGAUGAUUGGUAUAUCACAUUUUAUAAUUUGUUUUUUACUUCCCUUCCAUUAAUUGCAAGAGCAACUUUGGAUAGAAGUGUCUAUUAUAAAAUGAAUGUAAGAAAUGAAGAAUACUCUGAUAUUUAUUAGAAGUCAACUUAAUAUUUAAAAGGAAAAUUCCCUCUUCUUUAUUCAGUUGGUUAAAAAUAAACCAUAUUUACUUUACCAAAUUUUAUAUUCUGGUGGGGCCAAGGAUUUAUUCAUGGAUUAUUAGUAUAUUUUAUUAGUUAUGCAUGUUUUGAUACAGAAUUAGUUAAUCUCAAUGGACAAAAUGCAGGUUUUGCUACCCUUUCGAUUACUGCAUAUACUGCAAUUAUAUUUGUAUAUUUUAUUCAUUUAUUUUAUUAGAUUGUUGACAUUAAAAUUGCAAUUUAUACUAAAUUUUGGACUUUUAUUAAUAUUAUCACACUUCUUUUAUUUUCAAUAGGAAUUUAUAUAGCAUACUUUUUUAUUUCCCACUAUUUUAAGGGUACUUAUUCUGAGUUUACUCCUAUUUACUUAAUUUAAUCUCCAAAUUUUUAUUUGAUUAUUGCUUUGCUUAAUGCUAUUAUAUUUAUAUUUGAUUUGGUUAUUAAUGCAAUCAUACAUGAAUUUUAUUCAACUGAAACUGAUAAAAUAAUAAAAUGGAGAAGAGAGUUUAAAUAAUUAGCAAGGGAAGGCAAUGUAUUAUAAAAGAUUGAAAUGUUACAAUAAGGAAAAAGAGAAAAUGGAUAAAGAGACUGGGGAGAUUCAUUCUUUGAAUAAAUUUUAGAAGAGAGAUUAAAAUCUGAUAGAGAUUAAAAUAUUGUUGAAGAACAAAGAGCUAUUUUAGAUUCUAAAUUUUAACCAUAUGCAUCUCCAGUAAAUCUCAAUAAUAGUGAUCAGACUAAUAGACAAUGUUAAUAAAGAAUAGAAUUAUAACAAAUUCAACUACCUCUAUAAAAUAAUAAUAUUAAAACUAUUAAUUAUUAAAUGUCAUAAAAACAAUAAUAAAAUUUUAAGAAUGUUAAUGAAGAUAGUAGAAUAAAUCAUCCUUAGUAAUAAAGAAUUUAUGUAAGAUGA